ACUACAAAGUUCCUACAACGGCGCAGCUGCUAAACGAUUACGAGCGAGGGCAGCUGCUGAACCCUUGAUCGCGGAUGCUCGUAUCAGUUAUCAGCCGCGAUCGAGUUCAUUCGUUCGAGUGUGUCCGCGUGCUGUGCCACUGUCCCGAUACUCCCGUCGUACGUUUGGUCCUCCCGCGGAACCGUAUCCUUUGCUAUCCGGUGUGUAGUGUGAAGACCAACUGGAGACUACGGAAGGAAUCAGGCUGUUGGCGGUGGGAACGAUUGCUUCCGAUCGCAGCGGCAAACGAUCGGACGGCCGCGUGUGGACUCUGAGUUGUAUGACACGCGCUGAGUGAGUGUUCAUUCGUUCGGCAAACAACGGCACGCGGGAAGAGAGCCGAUUCGACGGACCGCCGGGUGUCCGGGUUUCGCGGUGUCCGUCCGGACUGAGUGUUGGUGGUGGAGCGAACCGAGCGAGCCACCAUCCGGUGAGCCAGUAUGAGUGCAGGAUGAGAUACGAUUGUGGCUGCAGUACAGAUAGUUUGAUUCCCGGCGGCCGCGCGAGGAAUGUGGCGGGCGGAAGCGUGGUGCGUCCCGCUCAAAUUGUUUUGAUUCGAAACGAGGAAUGCUGGUGUUGUUUGGUUGGCUGGUGGAUGUGAUGAGUCCGCUUUGUGCCCGCAUGACACGCACGGAGCAUAAUUUUUAUGGUUGUUUUUGCGCCCGUCUCCCUAUACUUUGAACGCAACCUUGGAACCUUGCUUCGGGAAAGAGCGUUUGCAUGGGAGAGUGAACUAAUCGACGGCCGCAAUCGCUUCGGAAACAUUGAACACGUUUUACUUCAAUCUCCAGUUCGCUCGAAUCGUUGGUCCGCGGGUUCCGGUUGUUUGUGUUGUUUGGAGUGUUUUGUUUGGAGUUUUUGUUGGAGUUACGAAACGGAUGGCUAGCGGGUCACAAUGGCAGGACUUUCCGUGGCCGGUUUGAAGUUAGCAAAAUGUUGACAGAACCAGAGAUUGCGCAGCAGCACAAGAAAGAAAGGUGCACUCUCGGUCACCCUAAAUGCAUACCGUUCCAAGUGUCCUGGGCGGAAUGAGGAAUGCUAGUUUCAUACAUCAGCAGCAUCGUGCCAAUCGGAUGCUGGAAAUGAUGACACAUAUCAAGCAGAACCACCGCAUCGAGGACCACCGUAACCUAGACGAGUGGUCCUACUACGCGAACGGGUCGACACUGGAGUACUACGAGAUGCCGAUCGAUAUGCGCUUCAACUCCGGCCAUCUACUCUCGAUCAUGGUGUAUAGCACACUCAUGGUGUUUUCGGCUAUGGGAAACAUCACGGUGUUGAGUAGCCUCGCCAAGCGGAAGGGGCGAGCCUCAUCGCGGAUCAACAUUAUGCUCGCCCAUCUGGCCAUUGCUGAUCUUUUGGUUACAUUUCUAAUGAUGCCACUAGAGAUCGGGUGGGCCUACACGGUCAGAUGGUCCGCGGGCGAUCUGAUGUGCCGGGUGAUGGCCUUUUUCCGUACCUUCGGCCUCUACCUUUCCAGUUUCAUUUUGAUCUGCAUCUCGAUCGACAGAUACUUUGCCGUUUUGAAACCGUUGAAAGUACACGAUCACCACCGAGCCAGGCUAAUGAUUUCGACGGCAUGGAUCAUGUCCGGUUUGUGCAGUUUACCACAAUCCUUUAUUUUCCAUCUCGAACGCCACCCCAACAUUACUGUGUACGAGCAGUGUGUUACGUACCACUUCUUCGAGGAAGAAGUUUAUGAAAUCAUCUACAACGUGUUGGGCAUGUGCUUUAUGUACGCACUGCCAUUGGUGGUUAUCCUGUACUGCUACGGAUCAAUCUACUACGAAAUCUUUAGCCGUACGAGCCCACGGAACUUAGAAAGCUUCCGACGCUCCAGCAUAGACGUGCUGGGAAGGGCGAAAAGAAAGACGCUACGGAUGACCAUUACAAUCGUCAUAGUUUUCGUGGUCUGCUGGACUCCCUACUACGUGAUGUCCCUUUGGUACUGGCUGGACAAGGAGUCGGCGAAGAACGUGGACCAACGGAUACAGAAGGGACUGUUCCUGUUCGCCAGCACCAACAGCUGCAUGAACCCGGUCGUGUACGGUAUCUAUAACGUGCGAAAGGAGCGUCCCAAAAACAAACUGAAGCAACCGGAGAAAAGCUGCGGCAGCAACGCUAUCGUGAAAGCGUGACAGUGUGUAGAAGCGUUGUGGUGUGGCUUGUGUUGAUGUUCUAUGGUGCUUAGCUUCGUUGCUACCGUUCGCAGCGAUCGAAGUGGAAACCAAUAAAACUAUUUCUAAUUUUCUAAACAUCACCCCUUCAUAACGGAAA
Molecule: messenger RNA, 2316 nt
Organism: Anopheles cruzii
Lineage: Eukaryota; Metazoa; Arthropoda; Insecta; Diptera; Culicidae
Gene: AkhR
Product: adipokinetic hormone/corazonin-related peptide receptor variant I
Exons: 7
Coding region: 1038-2177 (379 amino acids)
Biological process (GO): G protein-coupled receptor signaling pathway
Cellular component (GO): membrane
Molecular function (GO): adipokinetic hormone receptor activity; peptide binding; vasopressin receptor activity
Source: RefSeq, a predicted model, not a curated record